This is a messenger RNA of Vespa mandarinia (Asian giant hornet), 1955 nucleotides long. RefSeq names its product malonyl-CoA decarboxylase, mitochondrial. Gene Ontology annotation, biological process: fatty acid biosynthetic process; acetyl-CoA biosynthetic process; malonyl-CoA catabolic process. The record is from RefSeq and is a predicted model, not a curated record. NCBI's taxonomy places the organism in Eukaryota, Metazoa, Arthropoda, Insecta, Hymenoptera, Vespidae. Gene Ontology annotation, molecular function: malonyl-CoA decarboxylase activity. Gene Ontology annotation, cellular component: peroxisomal matrix; mitochondrial matrix.
AUAAGAUAUGACUCUGCAUUAAUUUUAGACAUGUUAAGUCGAAAAGGAACAAAUAUAUUUAUUUUUUGAUUAUUAGUAUGUAUCAAUUCGCGAAAUAACUGUGGAAUAAAGUGUUUAUUUUCACGUAUUAUUAAUCUUUUAAAAAAUCAAGGCAGAAAAGAGAAAAUUUGAAAUAAAUUACACCUCAUAAAUUAUACCAUGUUAUAUCAAAUACAACGUUUAAGGAUUCUCAUAAAAUGUACACAUACGUUUAAAUUAAUUUUAUAUCGUUCUUCACAAAGUUUGUUUAAUAAUUCAUUUUUAUGUACUAAUGCUAAUUUCAAUGUACAUAUUGAAGAACAAUUAAAGGAAAUUUUUAAAUUAAAAAAUUCUAAUAUUAGUACAUGGAUUGUGGAGAAUAAAGUACGGAAUCUAUGCCAUACAUAUAUAGAAAGUGAAAAAAAACAGAAACAACAUAUUUUACAAGUGCUAGCUGUAAAUUAUGCGAUUAAACAUGAUAGUGUAUUAGAAAAUGCAAGAAAACUUUGUACACACUUGAAUAAUGAAAGGCAAAUGAUUGUUCAUGAAAGAAUUUUAAAAAGUAUUCUUAUACCACCGUAUCAAUGGUUAUUUAUUAUCAUGGGACGUCUUAAACACGGCGUAAAAUUUUUAGUUGAUCUAAGAACAGACAUUUUAGAAUUGAUAUCAGAAACAAGUGACAGCAACAAGAAUUUUGUGAUGCAGCAACUAAAUCUUACACUUAAAGAUUUAUUACUAUUAUGGUUUUCAGUAGGAUUUUUACAUUUAGAACGAAUAACAUGGGAGACCUCUUGUGAUAUAUUACAAAAGGUAUAUGUUUCAGAUUAUGAAGCAAUACAUCCAAUAAGAAAUUGGGUAGACUUAAAACGAAGAGUUGGACCAUAUAGAAGAUGUUAUAUAUUUAUGCAUCCAUCUAUGCCAAGAGAACCUCUUGUUGUAUUACACACAGCAUUGUGUGAUACUAUACCAAAUACCGUAAAAGGAAUUGAAGAAGCAGAACAGAGAAUUCUGGGAAGAGUAGGAACACAAGUAACAUAUUUAGAAGAAGAUAAAUCAAAAAUAACAGCAGCAAUAUUUUAUUCGAUAGCAUCCACUCAAAAAGGCUUGCAAGGUAUUGAAUUAGGUAAUUAUCUAAUUAAAGAGGUAGCUAAUCAAGUGGUUACAGAAUUUCCGAUGAUAAAUGAAUUAUCUAGUUUGUCUCCUAUUCCUAAUUUUAGGAUAUGGCUAUUGGAAAAGAUGAAACAAGACAUAUCUUUCAUAUUUACGUUGAAGGAGCAAGAAACUAUACAAAAAAUUCUUCAAUCAGAAGAUAUAUUUACAACGUUAAAAAAUCUUUUUAAUAAUUCGUUGUGGAUAACUGACGAGCAAUUAUCAGAAUUACUUAAAAAGCCAUUACUUCGAGCAAGUGCAUGGUACUUGUAUAAAGAAAAACGUCGUAGUUAUGCCUUAAAUAACGUUGCAAAUUUUCACUUGCGUAAUGGUGCGAUUAUGUGGAGAAUAAAUUGGAUGGCUGAUCCUUCACCACGAGGUAUUGCGAAUAGUUGUGGCAUAAUGGUAAAUUACAGAUAUUAUUUGAACGAAUGUGAAAAUAAUAGUCGAAAUUACAUUGAAAACUAUUUCAUAAAUGCUUCCGAAAAUAUAAUCAACCUUGUGACACAAACAAAAACAAAUAAGAAUGUCACUUGAUAAAGAUAUCUAAAAAAUAUCAUAACAUACUAAACAAAUCAUUUAAAUAAUGAUGUAUGAUAUUGCCAAUAGGAUCGAAAUUCUUAACAAAGAAGAUUUUAUUACUCUUCAAAUUUUAUAUUUUUAUUAAAGAUUAUUAAAUUUGUUCAUUUAUACAAUAGCUGAUUCUUUUCCAGCUUAAAGACAGCACAAAGGUCUGCAGGCAGAUCUAAAACAAAAUAAUAAAUAAUUUUUUAAUUAUUUAAAAAAAA